This is a messenger RNA of Peronospora belbahrii, 2223 nucleotides long. NCBI's taxonomy places the organism in Eukaryota, Oomycota, Peronosporomycetes, Peronosporales, Peronosporaceae. The record is from the annotation of a GenBank genome assembly.
AUGCCGUCAACCGAGAACGACAUUAAAAACAAGGAUUUGCUCUUGAACAGCUCUAACAAUCCAUGUAACAAAACCGACACACCAUCUAUUGAUAUUGAAGUUAAACUGAUCGAGCAGCGAAACAAGGCCCAAGACAACGUCGACAAGCGCAAAAUCUUGUUAAAGACCUCAUCGAGCUCCACCAGCAGUAUUAGUAGUUCGACGGACGAUGUUGGUGCGGAGCUGGUCACGUAUAUAAUGAAGGAGGAAGAUCGUAGAAUGAGUACGAGAACUUCCGUUGCUACUGAUAUCUCCUCCGUUGAUGGUGACGCUGAUGUUGGAUUUAAGGAUGGGGAACAACAUGAACUUGAUGUACAAUUGUUAUACGACAUUGCUCACAACAUGAUUGGCCGCAACAUUCCGUUUGAGACACCAUUUGGCACUAAGGCCCAGUGCUACGCAGACUACACAGCCAGUGGAAAGGCCAUCGAAAGUAUUGAAACUUUCAUCCGCAAUGAGGUUAUGCCUACGUAUGGCAACACGCACACUACCACGUCGGUCACAGGGCUCCAAACCACCUCCUUUCGAGAAGAGGCCCGCCAGAUCAUUGGUAAGGCAGUGAACGCCCGUUUUCAUGGCAGAGAAGCUCGUGACGUGGUUAUCUUCAGUGGACAAGGUUGUACAAGUGCCAUCAACAAGUUUAUUACUGCUCUUGGUCUUAACACAAUGCGACGUCACCAUCGUCCGUACAAGCGACCGGUCAUCUUCACGUGCCCUUUUUCGCAUCACUCGAAUUUGCUCCCGUGGCGUGAGCUGUACGCUGUCGAUGUCGUUGAGAUUUGUGAGGCCAAGACUGGUGGUUUGGACUUGAAGGAGCUUGAGCGUCAACUCCAUAUUUAUCAGGGUCGUGAACUUAAGAUCGGCACAUUUGCCGCUGCCUCUAACUUAACGGGUAUGUUAACUGACGUUGACAAGGUGUCAAAGCUACUUCACAAAUACGGAGCACUUUCCUGCUGGGAUUACGCCACAAGCGCCCCUUAUGUCGAUAUCGACAUGAACCCCAGAGACCCUUCUGCCUACAAGGAUGCCGUGUUCUUUUCGGGUCACAAAUUCGUCGGUGGUCCCGGUUCUCCGGGUGUAUUGAUUGUCAAAAAGAACCUGAUGAACAAUGAGGUGCCGACGAUGCCUGGUGGCGGCACCGUGUUGUUCGUGACAGAGAAGGCUCACAGUUACCUGGCCAACAACGUAGAGCGUGAAGAGGGUGGCACCCCCGACAUUAUCGGUAGCAUUCGCCUCGGUCUCGCCUUUGAAAUGAAGCAGCGCGUGGGCACCAAGCACAUUAUGGACCUUGAACGCCAACACGUACGUCAUGUCCGCGAGGUGCUGGGUCAGAAUGAUCAUAUUAUGCUUCUUGGCCACGAAAAUGUGGAUCAGCUGCCUAUCUUUUCGUUUCUGAUCCGUUUCGGGGACCGGUUCCUGCACCACAACUUUGUCCGCGAACAUAUUAUUGCUUUGGGCCAUGCUGUUGUCGCCAAAGACGAGGUCCUUAAGCCGGGGGUAUCCCGCGUGAGCUUUCCGUAUUUUGCAGACGACGACGAGGUGGACUACAUCUUGGAAGCGGUGAACUUUGUGGCCAAUCAUGGGUGGAAGUUGUUGCCACAGUACAAGUACGACCCUCACAACGGAUCGUGGCGUCACGUUUCGCGCGCCACGGCUCCAUUCCCGGCUAAGAAGUUUCUGGCAAGUAUGCAACUGGACGAUGUGGAGAUGGUUCGACAGUCUGUGUGUGCUGCUCCAAUUCGCAGCAUCGCCGCUCACCGUCGCGAAAAUAUGGAGCAGGCUACUGUUUUGGCGAAUGCUUGCAUCGAGGAAGCCGCGUCGAUUGAAGAAUUCCCUGAAGGUCCAAAGUUGGUGUCCAGCCAUGAGUGGUUGCGCUGGUUUGUGUACCCGCACGAGGCUGUUGCUGCAUACAAGGAAACGGGCGAGAAGCCGAUGCUCACGGCAAAGAUUGAAGGCCCGUGCCAACCUCAACGCUAUCUAAAUGGCUCAGUCCACAAAGUUUGGGAAGGCGUGCCAUCCCUUGGACAAAUGAAGCGGAGUCUAUGGGGACGUUUUCUGCUUAAGGUAUUCAUGCAGGGCGAAUUAGAUGCCAUGAAGGACAAGAAAAGUGACGACGAAAAGAGCACUUUGAAGGAAGAGGAAGCCAUGUUUGUCGUCUUUGCUGAUUCACUGCAGUGUCAGUAG